Molecule: messenger RNA, 3057 nt
Organism: Seminavis robusta
Lineage: Eukaryota; Bacillariophyta; Bacillariophyceae; Naviculales; Naviculaceae
Source: the annotation of a GenBank genome assembly
AUGAGGACUUCACAUCGAGAGCAUGAUCCUCGACCGAACCAUGGUUUGAUAGGCACUCUGACGAAGAGUUGGAAGGAUGAGCAGAAGCAGCUCAAGAGAGGCGCCAGCAGCAAGGGGAAGCACAAGAGCUACAGUGGGGAAUUCACAGCACCUACCUCCUCAGAGGAAUUCAAGGGUUUGCCCGAAAACAGUCCCAACCAUCACGCCAGUGAUCAUCAUGUCAGCACAAGCAAAAUCGUUUUGACUCGCAACAUGCGAAUGCAGGCCAUCAAUUCAGCAGUUAGAAAAGUGGCCUCUGAGGCAGCGGACUCACAGCCACAAUUACAACAAGGAAAGAGUGCCAAGAAAAAGGGGAUGGUGCGCAAUGUGAAGAACAGCGUUCGAAGCAUGUUCCACAAAUCUGGUGAAGAUGAGGGAGGGGACUUAGUGGGAGACGAGACAAAUUGGAAUCUACAAGCAUCCAGUGGUUAUUUUGGGGAGGAUUCGGCUCGUCGAGGGAGAUCUCGGGCCACGCUGGAACAAGAAGCCGAACCAACAGAAGCCGUACAUGGAGACACUCCCAUCGCCAGUCGGCGUCGAACUGGAGCCAGUUCACGAAUGCACAACAAGAGCGAAGGGGUUGUGGAACGAACACGAAGGCGAAAUACCGAACGACGGCAACGAAGGGGAAACAGAGGUUCUAUGUCACCCAUGAGAGGAUCCAGUAUGCGCGCUUCAGCUGGAAGCGACAAUCAUCAUCGUGUAUCUACCGCCACAAAGACUAAUAGGUCGGAACAAAUUACUGUUGGCAGUGACAAAUUCAACAAGCCAGACCAUUUGAACUCUGUGCUGGCAAAUGCACAGGCUGCAAAGGAGACUGUGUCAGCAGCAAAGCGGGAAACUAUGAUGGUUCAGCAGACCUCAGAGUCACGGUUAGUACACGCAGAUCGCAGUCGGUCAACUCAUAGCAGCAGCCAACGACCUCAGUCGCACCACAUGAAAAACUUUGACCUAUCCGCUAGUGCACUGAACGACUUCCCGGGAGUUGCUGCUCUACCGGUACCGCAAUCAAGACAAGAUGAAUUGAAGCACAACAGGUCCACUAGUCUCAUGGAUACGAUGAACGCGGGCAACUCCAACCAAAACAAAGUAGUGAGAUACUCUACUGGUAGCAUCCCAAAUGGUUUGACUUAUGAGGCAGAGCUCAACAAUUCAGCCAAUUCCUUUCCGCCGCCAUCUCCGACCAAAUCACGCUCGUCCCGAGUCAUUGACAAGGGCUCUCGUCAGCGCAGCCGACACAGCAAGAGUCGACACAGCAGUAGUUCCAGAAAGAUCACCAGUGGUCGCCACCAAGAUGAUGCAAUGGGUGGUAGUUUCACUUUCCCUGGAGACGCCGAUGUAAAAAAGAGUUCCAACAAUGACAACAAGAUCUCAUCUUCGUUUCGAAACUUCGUUGAGAAUAAAGGUAAAUCCAAGGGUGCUGCUGAUCGACAUUCCCAUAGCAAGAUCCGAUCAGGGAGUUCCAAAAUGCGCAAUUCCAGCUCUCGUCAGCACCAUGGAGACAGAGUCGAAAUGGCGGAUCGGUCGUCUAAAAGGUCAUCAAAGAGGCGCGAACGCAGCAAAAUGAGUGCCAGUGACCGGACUCACGUUCGAACGUCGUCAAGAUCGGUUGAGGAAGUCGCUUGUAAGAGUAUGCCGUCUGCAUCAGCCAGGGAGAAUACGACAAACACUCGAAAUGGGAGUCAUGGGGUGCUCUUGGCAGAGCAACAACCGAGGCAUGUUAAGAGUGUUCAUGCUCGAUCAUCUAGAAAGGUUGAGCCCGAAUCCGACGGGGAUGAUCGAGAUCACAGCAGAAGAUCAAAAUCCAUGCCUCGAAAAGGGUCUAAACGACUGGUCAAAUCACACGAGAAUGAAGCGACAAACGACACCGAGGCUAAACAACGGUCUUCAUCAGUGGGGAGGCAGAAGCACAAGUCAUCACGUCAACCAAAGUCAACCAAUCAAAAAGAGAGGCAACGACGAAAACUAAAAAAACAAUUGUCUAAGGAGCAUGAUGAUCAGUCAGAGAGUGGAAGUGUCCAGUGGUCUCGUGUUACCAAGGCGUUAGAAGUGAAAAAAGAGUUGGAGAAGACGCUUAAUCCAAAUCACAUUGACAAUGCUGCGGCCUUGCCUGACUUGGUUCCCAUGGCAAAGGAACUCCUGGGAAAGCAGUCCUUGGAAGAAGGCAGCAACCCUGAAGCUCCAACAAAGCUUGAAGAGAGCUUGGAAUUGGCAAAGGAGAUGCAAAGGAAGUUGAACCCGACCAAUCAACUGAAUGCUGCUUUGCCAGUUGAUCACGGCAUGCACGUUGUGAAGGGGCUCUUGGCUCGUGCAACCUCUGAGCCAACAGUGCCAUCAAAUACAUCGGGAGAAACACGCUCCUACCACCCUCGCUCCUCAGAGCCUCUGGCAAAAGAGGAACAGCUGGCGAAAUCCUGUCAUGUAGAAUCUGCUGGGCAGCGGUCCAGUUCUCUUCCUCCUAAACCAGCCAAUGUUAAGGUUCGAUCGUCAUCUUCCACCAAGAAGAAAACAAGAAAGUCAACUAGAGAGAAGAGCAACAAGACUUCCGAGCAGAAGGACCUCAAUGGUUCUCCUGAUGCUAAAGAGGAAUCCAGAGGCAGGAGGAAGAAGAAGGACUCCCAUCGUUCUCCCAGUGUUUCAAAACGUUCUUGCAGUGCAUCUCAGCGGAGCAGUCGGCAACACUCCAGUCAAUACAAGAGAUCGUCCACGGAUGAGAGCAAUCAGUACAAGCGAUCAUCCGCAGACGAGAGCCACCACCGCAGUCGAAAGUCCGGCAACAAGGGCAACUCAAGUCAAUACAAGAGAUCAUGCACAGAUGAGAGCAAUCAGUACAAGCGAUCAUCCACAGACGAGAGUCACCACCGCAGUCGAAAGUCCGGCAGCAAGGGCAGCUCAAGUCAAUACAAGAAAUCGUCCACAGAUGAGAGCAAUCCGUACACGCGAUCGUCCACAGACGAGAGUCAGCGCAGUCGAAAGUCCGGCAGCAAGGCUUCCAUGACCCACAUAGAUAAAAAAUGA